AUGUCCGCCGCCAAGCCCACUUUCGUUCUCGCGCCUGGUGCGUGGCACAAGGAGACCUGCUACUCCCCCGCCCAGCAGAUCCUCGAGUCUCGAGGCUAUCCCGUCGAGGCCGUUGCCUACCCCUCCGUGGGCGCCGAGCCCCCGACCAAGGGCCUGAACGACGACGCCGCCGCCGUCAGGGCCGUCCUUGAGAGACUUGCCGACGAGGGCAAGGAGAUCGUCCUGGUGGUCCACUCGUACGGCGGCCUCGUCGGCGCCAACGCCGUCAAGGGCCUCGGCUACAAGCAGCGCGCCAAGGAGGGCAAGAAGGGCGGCGUCAUCACCUUCGUCUACCUCACUGCCUUCGUGGUGCCCGCUGGCAAGUGCAUCAGAGAGAUGCUCGGCGGCCAAUUCCUGCCGUGGAUGAAGAUUGAGGGCAACUAUGUCCACGCCCUGACCCCGGAGGAGGUCUUCUACCACGACGUCGAGCCCGAGACCCAGAAGAAGGCCAUCGAGGCGCUGCAGCACCAGUCCGCCGUCGUGUUCGACGACGUCGUCACCUACGAGCCGUGGCACGACAUCGACUCCAUGUACUUCUUCUGCGACGACGACAAGGCGAUCCCCCUCGUCGUCCAGCAGAACAUGGCCGGCCUCCUGGGACCCAACGCCAUCACGUACUCGUCCAAGGCCUCGCAUUCUCCUUUCCUCUCCAAGCCCGAGGACGUCGCGGAGGGGCUGGAGAUCGCCGCCAAGGUUGGGCAGGAGAGAGUCCGGGCUUAA
This is a messenger RNA of Colletotrichum higginsianum IMI 349063, 759 nucleotides long. Its product is annotated as FAD binding domain-containing protein. The transcript has 2 exons. The record is from RefSeq and is a predicted model, not a curated record. Lineage: Eukaryota; Fungi; Ascomycota; Sordariomycetes; Glomerellales; Glomerellaceae. Bases 1 to 759 code for a protein of 252 amino acids.